Labrus bergylta (ballan wrasse) is the source of this 5341-nucleotide messenger RNA. NCBI's taxonomy places the organism in Eukaryota, Metazoa, Chordata, Actinopteri, Labriformes, Labridae. The record is from RefSeq and is a predicted model, not a curated record.
UUCCAACCUGACUUUGAACUAAUUAUUAACAAGCUCAUAGCAGUCAGACGAUUGUAGCUUUAUUUGGAACCAGUAGUGGGCGGUAGUGCGACAAUAUGGAUGCGUACCGCCUUUUAAAAUCCACCGAAGAAAUAUGUUGGUAAUUGCGCUUGGUUGCCAUCUAGCGGAGAAAACAGCGAACAGUCGGGUUGUUGCUUUGAGUAUGUCCUGGCCGCUUGUUCAUGUAACUUUGGAUCCUCAUUUAUGAAAUGAAAACGCGUUAAUUCUUAACGUUUCAUACCUUCACAUCACAGGCCGCAGGAGCUCAGAUGUCUGCGUGCAGAUAGCGAUUAUCGCGGACUAGCUUGGUGAAGUCAAGAUGGACACCGCGGACGAAGGAGACAUCUGUCGGGUAUGCCGGUCAGAGGGUACCCAGGACAAGCCCCUCUACCACCCCUGUGUCUGCACCGGCAGCAUCAAGUUUAUCCAUCAGGAAUGCUUACUGCAGUGGCUGAAACACAGCCGCAAAGAAUACUGUGAACUCUGCAAACACAGGUUUGCAUUUACACCAAUCUACUCUCCAGACAUGCCGUCCCGCCUGCCUGUCCAGGAUAUUUUUGCAGGCUUGGUCACCAGUAUUGGAACUGCAAUCAGAUACUGGUUUCACUACACGCUGGUGGCCUUUGCCUGGCUUGGCGUGGUGCCUCUCACUGCAUGUCGCAUCUACAAGUGUUUGUUUACCGGCUCUGUGAGCUCUCUCCUCACCCUGCCUCUGGACAUGCUGUCCACACAAAACCUGCUGGCAGACUGCCUCCAGGGCUGUUUUGUGGUCACAUGCACGCUGUGCGCUUUCAUCAGCCUGGUGUGGCUGCGAGAGCAGAUCGUUCAUGGUGGUGCCCCUCUCUGGCUGGAUCAGCAUCAACCCCCUCUGGUUCCUAACCCCCCUCAUGGUCCUGCUCCGGCUAAUGAGGUCCCAGGUGCUAACGUUGGUGGUAAUGUGCAGGCGGCUGCAGAUGAAGCAGCAGCAGCGGGGCCCCCUGCUCCAGGCGGGCCAGAGCCCGCAGACCCAAACGAAGCUGGUAACCACGGAGAUGAGGCCGAACUGGAUGACGAGGAAGAAGAUGAGGACGGGGAGGAAGACGAGGAGGAGGAGGAUGAGGAAGGCAGGGAGGAGGAUGCUGCUGAUGCCAAUAACGGAGGACAAGAAGAUCUGAACUGGAACGCCCUGGAGUGGGACCGUGCAGCAGAGGAGCUGACCUGGGAACGGAUGCUGGGGCUGGAUGGCUCUUUGGUUUUCUUGGAGCACGUGUUCUGGGUGGUGUCUCUCAACACUCUCUUCAUCCUGGUCUUUGCGUUCUGUCCGUAUCACAUCGGCCAUUUCUCCGUGGUUGGACUGGGCUUUGAGGACUACGUCAAAGCUUCUCACUUUGAUGGCCUCAUCACCACCAUCCUCGGAUACAUCCUUCUGGCUGGAGCUCUCAUCGUCUGCCAUGCAUUGGCUUCAUUAGUGAGGUUCCAGCGGUCCAGACGUCUUCUGGGUGUCUGCUACAUCGUCGUCAAGGUGUCCCUGCUGGUUGUCAUGGAGAUCGGCCUGUUCCCUCUGAUUUGCGGCUGGUGGCUGGACAUUUGUUCCUUGGAGAUGUUUGAUGCCACUCUGAAGGACAGAGAGCAGAGUUUUGACUCAGCCCCCGGGACCACCAUGUUCCUCCACUGGCUGGUGGGCAUGGUCUACGUCUUCUACUUUGCCUCCUUCAUCCUGCUGCUCAGAGAGGUACUGAGGCCUGGUGUCUUGUGGUUCCUGAGGAACCUUAAUGAUCCGGACUUCAACCCGGUCCAAGAGAUGAUCCACCUGCCCAUCUACAGACACCUGCGGAGGUUCAUACUCUCUGUGGUGGUGUUUGGCUCCAUAGUUCUGCUGAUGCUUUGGCUUCCCAUCAGAAUAAUCAAGCUGUUCUUCCCAUCCUUCCUCCCCUACAACGUCAUGCUGUACAGUGACGCCCCAGUCAGUGAGCUCUCUCUGGAGCUGCUGCUGCUGCAGGUCGUUCUGCCCGCACUGCUGGAGCAGGGACACACGCGCCAGUGGCUCAAACGGCUCGUUCACGCCUGGACCUUCACGGCUGGAUACAUGCUUGACCUUCACUCCUACCUGCUGGGGGAUCAUGACGACGAUGACAACCAGCCAAACAACAACCUACCUGGUCGCCUUAACAACAACAGGAUACCUGGCCUUGGGGAGGGCCUUCAUGCUGCCCAUCAGGCCAUCCUGCAGCAGGGAGGUCCGGUGGGUUUCAGGUCGUACCACCGGCCCGCCAACUUCCCUCUCAAGAUUGUCCUGCUGGUCGUCUUCAUGUGUGUCACCUUGUUAAUGGCCAGUUUGAUCUGCCUCACGCUGCCAGUGUGUGCAGGUCGCUGGCUCAUGUCUUUCUGGAUGGGCAACGCCAUGAUCCACGAGCUGUACACCGCCGCCAGCGGCCUGUACGUCUGCUGGCUGUCCAUUCGAGCCGCCACCGUGAUGCUGUCGUGGAUGCCACAGGGGCGCAACGUCAUCAUGGUCAAAGUUCACGAGUGGACACUGAUGAUCCUUAAGACCCUGGUGGUGGCUGUCAUGUUAGCCGGUGUGAUCCCGCUGCUGCUGGGUUUGUUGUUUGAGCUGGUCAUCGUAGCUCCGCUCAGAGUCCCACUGGACCAGACGCCGCUCUUCUACCCCUGGCAGGACUGGGCGUUGGGCGUGCUUCAUGCUAAAAUCAUCGCUGCCAUCACACUCAUGGGUCCUCAGUGGUGGCUCAAAACGGUCAUCGAGCAGGUGUAUGCUAACGGUAUCCGUAACAUUGACCUCCACUUCAUCGUGCGCGGCCUGGCUGCUCCGGUCAUCUGCGUCCUGCUGCUGUCUCUGAGUGUCCCUUACACCAUCUCUAGAGGCAUCACACCGCUGCUGGUGAUUAUUCUGACCCCCCCCCCCUUGACAGGUGUGCAGCCGGAGAUGCAGACGCUGGUGGACAGGAGGAUCUAUCCGUUCCUGCUGAUGGUGGUCACCCUGCUGGCCAUCCUGACCUUCCAGAUCAGACAGUUCAAACGCCUCUACGAGCACAUCAAGAACGACAAGUAUCUGGUCGGGCAGCGACUGGUGAACUACGAGCGGCAGGCGGGCAGGAGCUCCUCCUCGUUCAGCCCCUCCUCGUAGACGCUGCUGAAGGAUCAGUGGAGCCCACUCGCUCUGUCCAGCUCUCAGGGCUUUGAUCCGCUCCUGUGGGGAAACCUGCAGGAUCCAAACUGGACUGAAGGUGGAGUCCUCUGAUUUAUCUGCUGCUGUCAUGAAUGGGAGACAAAGACUUUAAAAACAUGUUAAAGCAGCAGCAGAGAGCGUCACAGUGUGACUCUGCGUGUUGGGAUGACGUCUGUAGUGAGACUUUAUUUUAGAACGGAUUUGAGUUGAAAGAGGUCGGCUUGAGUUUAGACUCGACCUCAGGUUGUGCUUCCUCUGAAUGUUUGUUUGUCUUGGUUUCAGCGAGUCUCUGUUUACGGGACGUGUCUGACAUUUCACAGCUCUGAAGGAGAUCUUUGGACUGAAGUGUGAACGCCUCUCUUCUUAUCUGAAGCUGUCAUCAACAACAGGUGCUCUGUGAUACGGAGGGGCACACCUGAUGUAGCAAUGUGAUUUUAUUCUUUUUAAACAUUAUUUUAUUAAGUGUGUCUGUUGAUUUUGAGUGAUUGGAAUAAGGAGGAGCUGUGAGAUAGAACUACUCACAGCAUGCCUGUUACACACUCUGACUGAUUUUAAAAACCUUAUUGAAGUGCUGCUAACAGCUGAUGAUAGAAACAUCCAAACACUGAUUCUCUGUUGGAAGAAAGCAACUGACCUUCAUCACAUUCAUCUCAGAACAAACCACAUCAUCUCUGAAGGACCUGCAGGGAUGAAGGAUAUUAUCAUACUGAAGAUUAAAUCAGCAGAGGGCGAGACAUCCCGACUAUUACCACACCGAUGCUUUCCUACAUUUCAAAUUCACGUCUAAAGAACGAGGCCUUCAUGCGGCGCUCAGCGAUGAUGAAAGUAAUCUGACAUUGUGAGAGGUGUGUCUUCUCCGACGAAGCUACCCCCACAGCCUUUAUUUUAAUCAUAAGUUUUAUUUUGAAAAUCAACUUCCUUUAACUUGCAUGUGCACUGACUUUACACUCGCCUGGCGUGCGUGCGUGCGUGCGUGCGUGCGUGCAUGCGUGCGUCAGUCGGUUGAAGCCUCUGUUACAUUGUGAGGAUGUAUUAUUUUCAUAAAGCACGCCUGAUGUCAUCGGAUCACCUGAUACCCGCCUCUCUGAACGAUGUGUUCAUGUGUUACGAAAGCGUAUAGAUGGUUUUUCAUGUGCCAAACACAGAAAGUCUACUGCGAGAGAGAGAGGAGCAGCGAUUGGUCAGGGCCGAUUCCGAUGUUUAGAACAAAAGUCUUACCCAAUUCAUGAAUUCUUUUGGUCACUCCCACAAUGCGACAUUUUCUCAUCGUGUGGUCAAACAUGUCUGUUGUUUCUUGGAGUCAGUCUGAUGCUCCCUGUGUGAAGAUUUCAAGUCAGUGUGUUGUUGUUGUCGUCCCGUGUGUUCACAGCAUUGUUCUGCUCGACCGGCGCCCUGACAAACCUUUACACCCGUCACGUUUCUAAAGCACCUUUUAGAACUUGAAGUCAAAUCUUUCUUUAAUCAAGUAGAAUCAAGUUUUUUUCUAAUACAUCGUUUGAAUGUUUCAUUUUUUUUUUUUUCACCGUUUGCAAUCGUUUUAGAAUCACGAACACUGUCGUCACAGAGAGUAUGUGUUUGAGUUCUCCUCUCACUGAGGCGCCGGCGUGUCACGGCGCUCGCUCUGAGAGGCGCCGGCGCGUCACGGCGCUCGCUCUGAGAGACGUCGGCGCGUCACGGAGCUCGCUCUGUCAGCUGUGCAUCAUCUGUUCCUCACACUGACACGUGUUGUCUGUUUGUUCGAUGUUUUUCUGUUACAAUGUGUGUGUGCGUGCGUGCGUGCGUGCGUGGUUAACAUGAACUUGAGUGCUGCUGUGUGUGGAUGCUCACAUUAUUUGGAUGAAGCGCUAAAGUGACCUUUUAGUGAGCCAUGAACUGAGCCGGACACUUUCCAGUUAUGGUCUUCGAUUUCAAUUUGUAGAAGCGAAUGAUUUCUAUUUUUAUAAGCGCAGGACAGAGGCGUUGGCAUGUACUUCUUCAUUGUUCUGGUUCUUUAGUAUGAAACCAUAAUAAACCAUUUUCAUCAGACUCCACUGUUUUCUUUUCUCCUCGCUCACUGAUGAUGCUGUGGUGACAUCAUCUCAGAGAGCUCCAGAUGACUAACACUACGAGAACCUACAAAAUAAAAUCCUGCUUCAGAAA